UCGAAUGAUCUUUAGGUUGAUGUGCUCCCUUACGUGAGCACAUCCGAUCUUGCAAACGCUUAUCGUGAGGGCUGAUUGAUUCUUCGUUGUCGAUUGAUGAUCAGGUAGCAAGUUGGAGGUUGGUGGAGGUGGUGAGAUUGAAUGCGUCAAGUGUGAAGGAAAAGCAAAGGAUGGGCGGUCGGAGUAACUGCCAUGAAGCAUAGCUUAUGAGAAGGAACAAGAUAGAAGGAUGGAAGAGACGACUUCGAAAGCGCGUGGUUGUUUUCCAGAACUAAUAAUAAUAAUCUUCCGAGAGUAAAAGUGAGGAAGACGAUGAAACUCGACGAGGGUUUCGUUAACGCGUUGAGGUUAUGUACUUCUUAUCUCCUUAAUGAGAAGGACAGAAAGGGGCUUGUUGGGACCUGGCGCUGAAGUCAGACCCAGAGGAUUGGACAGAAUAAAUUUAAGAUGUAUGCUAUCCAGCCAGGUCGAUGGACGAGCAUUUUGGAAAAGGCAACAUAACUGGUGGAGCUACGUCUAGACUCCUGGCUCAACAGUGAGAAGGGCAUAAGGACGUGCGGGCCAGUUUUUUCUGGAUUAUAUACGAAGGACGCGUGAUUCGUCCCUCGGGAAUGGCAUCACAAAUUACUCCCGUUGAGGCUGCCAGAGAUGCUUCUCCACGAAUUGGAGUUGCUCACAGGAACGGGGAUUCGGAGCCUCUACUCCGUGCCAGUGGCGUGAAACUGAGGCGAGAGCUAAGCCUCUUUGAUUCUCUCAGUAUCAACGUGGGGAUCAUAGUUGGUAGUGGGAUAUUUACUUCACCCGGAGUGGUGCUGCUAGCUGCUGGAAGUGUUGGCGCGGGUCUCCUAUCGUGGGUUGUAGCUGGAUUGUUGGCCCUUUUAUCAUCACUUACAUUCGCAGAACUAGGAGCAAGCAUACCAUUGGCUGGCGGAAGUGGCGCAUUUUUCAAGGUGGCAUUUGGGAGACCCUGGUCUUUUUUCUAUGUUUGGACUAUGUUCUUCGCCGUCACGGCGGGAAGUAUUAAUCUUAUUGCCACUUCGUUUGCUCAGUAUCUCUUAUCCGGUAUUUCAUCUGUUGAAAUAGAACAUGGGGAACUGAAUGGCGAUGUGCGAGUCAAGUACAUUGCCAUAUUGUGCGUUGUCAUGCUUACUUUUUUGAAUUGUGCCGGUGUUCGUUUUGGUGCCGUGGUACAGAAUCUACUUGGCGCUUGUAAGGCUGCCCUUGUUGCAUUGGUUGUUGUCUUAGGCAUCAGCUUCUACAUCAACGAUAGAACAGUGCUGGAAAGGAAUAUGUCACAGCCUUUUAGAGGAUCUUCACUCUCUGGGUUUGGUCCAAGUAUGGUGGCUGCCCUGUGGGCUUUUUGUGGGUGGGGUGAUGUUGUUUUUCUUGCGGAGGAGAUGAAAAAUCCAGAGAAAGAUAUUCCUCGUACAGCCUUUUAUUCAAUUGCAAUCGUGACAAUAACUUAUCUAGCUGUCAACUUGUCAUUCCUUUCUGUGCUUCCUUCCACAGAUGUGCAGUCGUCUGUCACUGUCGCAAUGGAUUUGGGAAAGGUAGUUAUAGGUCAAGGUGCAGGAAGGUGGAUAGCCAUCAUAGUCUCUAUCUCACUGUUGGGUUCAAUUAACGGUGUUAUCAUGUGCGGUGGACGCUAUCUGUAUGGUGCUGCAAAAAGUGGUGAAGCCCAUCGUUGGUUGGGGUAUGUCAGUGAGUUAACUGGUGCUCCAACUACAGCUCUUAUAUUCCAGGGCGCUUGGUCUGUCCUCCUCCUCUCAUGGUCCAGCAACUUCUUAGAGAUUCUUAGCUACUUCGGGGCAGCAUCGUUUUUUAUUUACGGCCUAAGUGCUGCGGCCCAAAUUCAGAUACGCCACAAGCUGCCUGAUUUACAUCGCCCUUACGGAGUACCCUUCCAUCCAGUGGUACCCAUUAUAGUCAUUUGUACUUGCGUGUAUUUGGUCUUCUCAACAAUAUCGUCCAGCUUCUUCCAAUCUGCAUGUGCUUUCGUAUUCAUGUUCGUAUCCUUCCCCGUCUACUAUUUUCUGGUGAAAGGGAGAAACCCUGGUGGCGACACUGAGACUGAUGUAACUUCGUCCCUCCUGAUGUAACUUCGUCUGACCUGUCUAGUUCGCACCUCCAUUCUUUAUAUCCAGCUUUCCAACCCUUAUUCAACCAAGUUCACCUUUUGAAUUCUUGGCAUAUAAAGCUAGUCGAAUGCAGCAUCAUAAGCAAUAAAAUUAGAGACUCCCGGAACUAAUCGGCAAAGCUGAUUGAUGAUAAAAUUCAUGAGAAAAUGGGACAGUUUACAGAUGUAGGUUUAUACCACGCCAUUUAUACAGUUUUUUUCCUAACAGGAGAGAAAAAGAGGGUACGAAAGAACUACGACUUAUUCCCUUCACUUUAGGACAGAGCAACUUGUUAUCGACCUCAAUCGGCCGAAGGAUUUCCCGUAAGCUUUGAAUACUUGGUUCUUUUUUAUAUCGGGACUGUCGGGAGAGUUCUUCUCUAUAUAACCCUCCCUUGACUUCACCAGUAUAUAUUUGGUUCAGAGCAACACAGCGUAGGCAUAGAAUUGCUGUGGAUAUAAGAAAGGAUCCAGAGCAUUUAAACUCUCACAGUUACACCAGAAAGCGUUGACAAAACCUUCAUUUGAUAGCCACUGCUUUCAAUAGAACGACUGAGCCUUUCAUAUCUUAUACUGUCAUCAUAUUUUUGAUGCAAGAGCCCACAGGGAAAUGAAAUACACAAUAAAAGCACUGAGUUUCUGACAGAAAA
This is a messenger RNA of Marchantia polymorpha subsp. ruderalis, 2766 nucleotides long. The record is from the annotation of a GenBank genome assembly. Lineage: Eukaryota; Viridiplantae; Streptophyta; Marchantiopsida; Marchantiales; Marchantiaceae.